Molecule: messenger RNA, 1501 nt
Organism: Medicago truncatula (barrel medic)
Lineage: Eukaryota; Viridiplantae; Streptophyta; Magnoliopsida; Fabales; Fabaceae
Product: fructose-1,6-bisphosphatase, chloroplastic
Exons: 4
Coding region: 110-1345 (411 amino acids)
Biological process (GO): gluconeogenesis; fructose metabolic process; fructose 6-phosphate metabolic process
Cellular component (GO): cytosol; cytoplasm
Molecular function (GO): fructose 1,6-bisphosphate 1-phosphatase activity
Source: RefSeq, a predicted model, not a curated record
ACAAACCAUUACGAACCUUACAAUCUCUUUUCCUUCAGUACCUUACAACACAAUCCAUCCAUGCAACUCAUUCACCACUAGAAACACACUAGUGCAAAUUUCAACAAAAAUGGUUGCAAUGGCAGCAGCAACAGCAUCAUCACAAUUAAUAUUCUCAAAACCUUGUUCUCCCUCACGUCUAUGUCCCUUCCAACUUUGUGUUUUCGACACGAAAUCAGUGUUAUCAAGUUCAAGAAGAAAGCAUGUGAGUGGCUCUGGAGGAGUGAGAUGCAUGGCUGUUGGUGAAGUAGCUGCUGAGACAAAGAAAAGAAGUAGUUAUGAGCUUAUAACAUUGACUAGUUGGUUGUUGAAGCAAGAACAAACAGGGGUUAUUGAUGCUGAACUUACUAUUGUUUUGAAUAGUAUUUCGUUGGCAUGUAAACAGAUUGCUUCUUUGGUUCAAAGAGCUAAUAUUUCUAACCUUACUGGUGUUCAAGGUGCUGUAAAUAUUCAAGGGGAGGAUCAGAAAAAACUUGAUGUUGUCUCAAAUGAGGUAUUCUCAAAUUGUUUGAGGUCAAGUGGGAGGACAGGGAUUAUAGCAUCAGAGGAAGAGGAUGUGCCAGUGGCAGUAGAAGAGAGUUAUUCAGGAAACUACAUUGUGGUCUUUGAUCCACUUGAUGGUUCAUCGAAUAUUGAUGCUGCAGUUUCAACUGGUUCUAUUUUUGGGAUUUACAGCCCCAAUGAUGAGUGUCUUGCUGACGUAGGCAAUGAGUCCGAUGACCCCACACUUGGCACAGAAGAACAACGAUGCAUUGUGAAUGUGUGCCAACCAGGAAGCAACCUUCUAGCAGCCGGUUACUGCAUGUAUUCUAGCUCAGUAAUCUUCGUUCUAACAAUCGGCAAAGGAGUUUUCGUAUUCACAUUAGAUCCAAUGUAUGGGGAAUUUGUUUUGACUCAAGAAAAUCUCCAAAUACCAAAAUCAGGGAAAAUUUAUUCUUUCAAUGAAGGAAAUUACAAGUUAUGGGAUGACAACUUGAAGAAAUACAUCGAUGAUCUCAAGGAACCGGGUGCUAAUGGCAAACCUUAUUCAGCAAGGUAUAUUGGUAGUUUGGUAGGUGAUUUCCAUAGGACACUGCUAUAUGGUGGCAUUUAUGGUUACCCUAGGGACAAGAAAAGUAAGAAUGGAAAGCUUAGGCUUUUAUAUGAGUGUGCUCCAAUGAGUUUCAUUGUAGAACAGGCUGGUGGAAAAGGUUCAGAUGGUCAUCAGAGAGUACUUGACAUUCAACCCACCGAAAUUCAUCAACGUGUUCCACUGUACAUUGGGAGCACAGAGGAAGUGGAGAAGGUUGAAAAGUACUUAGCUUAAAAGAUAUGUUAAUGCAAAAAAAGUUAUUUUGUAGCUUAUGUUCUAUGAAACUUGUUACAGUCAAGUGAUUUUAAGGAAGAAUUCUUUUUGUAUUCUUUCUCCCUUUUCAUUUCUCUAUUGCAAAAGAAAAGCAAGAAAAAAAAAUAUUUCUCUUAA